AUGACUAACGAUAAAUUCGACAUUAUUAUCAUCGGGGCUGGCCCAACCGGCCUGAUGCUCGCCACGUCCAUCACUCGAAUGGGCACGUUCAAAAUCAAAAUCGUCGACAAGAGGCAGGAGCCCACCAAGAUUGGUCGUGCUGAUGGUAUCCAGGCACGAACUUUGGAUCUUUUUGAAAACAUGGGGCUCAAGGAUAGGAUAAUGUCCUAUCGUCCAGCGCUGAUUUACGAGGUUGCAUUCUGGAAUCCGUCCGAUACUGGCGUCGGCAUCCAGCGAACAGGCACCUGGACAAGUUAUCCGGAUUUCAUCGACACGAGAUAUCACUUCACCACCAUCUUGCAUCAGGGACGAAUCGAGAAGAUGUUUAUCGACGAUAUUGCGAAGUCUUCCGUGCAGGUGGACAGACCUUGUUCAUUUACUGGCUCUAGGAACGAUGGGAUGGACAAGGAUUAUCCCAUUGAGGUAGACCUGGCGUACACCGACCGAGUAGAAAAAGUUCGAACCAAGUACCUGUUCGGAGCAGACGGUGCGAGGAGUGCGGUGAGAGAACAGCUAGGCAUCGAAAUGCCGCUUAAGGACCCAAUCACCUUUGUGUGGAGUGUCAUCGACGGCGUGGUCAAAACCACAUUUCCGGAUAUUCAAAUCAAAUGCACUAUACACUCCAAAGCAGGGUCCUCUAUGGUCAUUCCUCAGGGGAACAAUAGAGUCCGUGUCUAUAUCCAAGUGCACAUGGAAGACCCAACGAAGGACCCUUGGAAGGAGAUAGACCAAAACAAAACCCAGCUCCUUGCACGCAAGAUCUUUGCACCAUACACCAUUGAGUGGGAGGAGGUAGACUGGUGGUCAGUGUAUCCCAUCAGCCAGCGCCUGGCGGAGAAAUAUACGCUGGACCACCGAACAUUCAUUGGAGGCGAUGCCUGCCACACACACAGCCCCAAAGCUGGCCAAGGCAUGAACUAUGGGUUUUUCGACGCACAGAACUUCUCUUGGAAAUUCAAUCUCGUCGAGUCGGGCCUCGCCGCACCUUCGCUACUGAAAUCGUACGAGCAGGAGCGCAAGUUGGCCGCUGCAAAACUUAUCGAUUUCGACGUGCAAUACGCGAAGUUGUUUAGUUCGCGACCGCCGUCAACCGCGGAGCUGCGUUAUAUGGCGGUGAGCAAUGGGACCACCCCGGGAGACGGAGACGAGUUUAUGAAGUACUUCAAAAAAGCCUCGAGCUUCACAAGUGGCUAUGAAGUCGAUUAUGGUGCCAAUGAUAUCAACUGGCGCGUCGGCAGGGGUAAGCACGCCAUCGCUUUCAGCCCUGCAGGUGUAAAGCUCGUGCCGGGCCGCGUUUUCCCUGUCGCAACGGUUAUUCGCGUUGUCGACGCCAACGUAUGCGCGCUAGAGCAAGAGGUAUCAUUCAAUGGGGCAUUCCGCAUCUACGUUUUCGCAGGAGACAUUAAGCACAACUGGUUGGCAAUCGAAGAACUGGGAACAACACUCGCAAUGCACGACUCCUUCCUGCUUCAACACAGCAAUACAGAUGCUGCUUUUCGAGAAUCAUACACCAACCGCCACAACCCGCACUCGCACUUCUUCACCUUUAGCGUAGUGUCCAACAAUGCACGUACUGAUGUCGAUAUGGCUACGGCGCUGCCUGGAUUUUUACAACCCUACCGCCACCAUGUUUACGCCGACGACGUGUCACCCGCUGGUCUCCGCGGCUACCGUGGAGCUGUCCACGCUAAGAUGGGCUUCGACCAGCAAAGAGGCGGUGUGGCUAUCGUCCGGCCAGAUGCUUUUGUUGCAUGUGUCCUAGGGUUGGAAGAUGGAACCGUGACGGCACACGCCAUCAAUGACUAUUUCAGAUCAGUGUGCGGCAGGUGA
Lindgomyces ingoldianus is the source of this 1869-nucleotide messenger RNA. RefSeq lists its product as uncharacterized. The coding region runs from base 1 to 1869 and encodes 622 amino acids. NCBI's taxonomy places the organism in Eukaryota, Fungi, Ascomycota, Dothideomycetes, Pleosporales, Lindgomycetaceae. The transcript is spliced from 4 exons. The record is from RefSeq and is a predicted model, not a curated record. Gene Ontology annotation, molecular function: FAD binding.